GCAAUCGAUUGAUCCCGAAUUCAUUGUUUUGAUGUAAUAUUUCCGAUUCUUGCUUCCUCUCUUUUGUAUAUCAGCCCACAAACUGCCGAAGUAGGUCAUCAGCAUUUAAAAGUCGGUUUCCCUUGUCAGGAUCUUGCAGUCUAAGGCUGUCAGGCCAAUUAUGUAAGCCGCAAAUCCGGUGCAACGAGAGGAAGCGGACUUCUCAGUACGUGCGCGCUUUUGUAAAAGCCUCAGUCAGAAAUUUCAUUGGAUCUCAAGAAAUGAUUACAAUUAUCGACUCUGUUAGCUGUGGUUUGGAAUGAUAUGUGAUUACUGCAGGAUAUCAUGCCCAUAUCUGAGUAUGAAAACAAUUUAACCGCCACAAAAUGGAAGGGAAUGUUUGUACCCGCGCUCAGAAAGGUGCAAUCGCAGGUUCACCCUGCGUUGAAAGUACACGACGAAGCGCUGGAGUAUAUCGAGUCUUUGAUCGUCCAACUCAUGAAUCAUCUGUGCGCCUGCCAGCCACGUUCAGUCGCCGACGUGGAGGAACGAGUUAUGAGCUCAUUCCCUCAUCCGAUUGAUAAAUGGGCAAUCGCAGAUGCGCAAGCUGCGAUCGAAAGGGGAAGGAAGAGAAAUCCUGUGGUUUUACCGGCGGACAAAGUGCAUGCUAUAAUCAAGGAUAUUCUUGGAUUCAGGGUGGAAUCCCAAGUAAGCCUUUACAUUGUGGCUGUUAUGGAGUACAUAUCUGCUGAUAUUUUAAAGCUUGCUGGUAACUAUGUGAAGAAUAUCAGGCAUGUUGAAAUUACUUGCCAAGACAUUAAGGUGGCUCUGUUUGCAGACAAGGUAUUGAUGGACAUGUUUCAUCCUGAUGAUGUGGAGACAUCAGUGGAAGCAGAGACAUUGAGCAGUCAGGCAGCUCUGACCUAUGAUGAAGUUGUACGUGAAAUGAUGAUUGCAGAAGCACAAUACAUCAGAGAUUUGAAUAUGAUUAUCAAGGUCUUCAGAGCUCCUUUUAUUGAAGCCAAGGAUCUUUUUCUGCAUGAGGAUAUCAGCCGGAUUUUCAGCAAUAUUACUGACAUCUAUGAGUUCUCUGUUACAUUGCUGGGUUUGUUGGAGGCAGCAAUUGAAGUUGCAGAUGAAGGCAAACAGCCAGCAAUCGGGGAAUGCUUUGAAGAAAUGGCAGAGAAUGCCGAGUUUGAAGUUUACUACACUUACACCAGCGAGCAGACUGCUUCAGCAAGCAAACAGUACAGACAUCUUGGCAUAGGUGGAAAACUUUCAGAGUUGUUGUUAAGAACUCCAGUGGAUGAAUACUUCAAGGCAAAAGGCCCAGGUUUCAAGGAAGCUGUGCAAUAUUGCCUUCCCAAGAUGCUUAUGAUGCCUGUCCAUCAUUGCUUGCACUACUUUGACCUCAUUAAGUUGUUGCUUAGGACUUCUCCUGAUGAAGAUGACAUUGAGAGCUUGGAACAGGCCCAGAGUGCACUGGGACCACUUCAAGCACAGAUGGAGAGAAUUGUCCAAUCAUUGGGAAAUAUCACAAAGAGAAGAGAGGACCAGUUCACAAAAGCGCAGAAAAGGAAAUCAGGAGCUUUCCGAUCAGCAGCUGUGAUCAUGAAUGAAUUACAGAGAAGCAUUGAAGGAUGGGAGGGGAGAGAUAUUUCACAGUCUUGUACAGAAGUAAUGAAAGAGGGAACCCUUGGUAAGAUUCAUCCAAACAAAAGGGACACUGAAAGAUAUUGUUUUCUCUUGGAUGGUCUUCUUAUCUGUUGCAAACAGAAUACAAGACUUUCAUUGACAGGGCCAUCACCCGAGUACCGACUGAAAGAAAAGUAUUAUAUAAGAAAGAUUGAAAUCAACAAUCUUGAUGAUACGGAAGAUGUUAAGAAUGCAUUUGAGAUUGUGGACAGAGAUCAACCCAAGGCCGUCUUUACAUGUAAGACAGAAGAGGAGAAAAACGAAUGGAUGUCAGUACUAAUGACAAUCUACAUGAGAAGUACUCUGGACAGAAUGUUGGACCAUCUUCUGUUAGAAGAAGAGAAGGCAAUUCCUCUUAGAAUGCCGAGUCCUGAGGAGUACUGUUUUGCUGUCAAAGACGCUGAAGACAACAUUGUGUUCGAGGAUGGACAAGGGAGCACAAGUAAUGCGCCGGUCAUCAAAGGUGGAACAUUGAUAAAGUUGAUUGAAAGGUUGACCCAUCACAAGUAUGCGGAUCCAACUUUUGUGAGGACUUUUCUGACCACUUACCGAUCAUUCUGCAAACCAACAGAGCUCUUAGGUUAUUUAAUUCAGAGGUUUGAAAUACCUGAGCCUCCCCCUAGCGAACAAGAUGAAUUAGCCAUGGCCAGGGGGGAGCCUGUUGUGCGUGAAGACCUCAAAAGAUUCAGAAAGGAAUAUGCCCAACCAGUGCAAUUAAGAGUUUUAAAUGUUAUUCGCCAUUGGGUGGACAACCACUGCUAUGAUUUUGAACGCGAUUCGCAGCUGUUGACGAAACUCAACGAGUUCUUGGACACAGUCAAUGGCAAAGCCAUGAGACGCUGGGUGGAGUCUAUAAAAAAAGUUAUCGCCAGAAAGACGAAUUCCGACAAUGACAUUGCUCCAGAAAUUACAUUUGAGAAAGAGCCGCCACCGACAGAAUGGCAUAUAGCAGCUUGCAACGACAUCGAAAGAUUCGACAUCCUCACCCUGCAUCCAAUUGAGAUUGCUCGGCAGUUAACUAUCAUCGAGUCAGAGCUGUACAGAGCUGUCCGCCCUUCAGAACUUGUAGGAAGUGUGUGGACGAAGGAAGACAUUAAAUAUCUUACUUCACCGAAUCUUCUGAAGAUGAUCCAUCACACGAACAAGAUCACUAUGUGGUUUGAGAAGAGCAUGUUGGAGUUUGCGAAUUUAGAAGAGAGAGUAGCAGUUUUAAACAGAGUUAUCGACAUUUUAACAGUUUUUCAAGAAUUAAACAAUUUCAAUGGUAUUCUAGAAGUAGUCAGUGCAAUUAAUUCGUCUCCUAUCUUCAGACUUAAUCACACGUUUGCAGAGCUGAGCCCCAGACGGAAGCAAAUUUUGGAGGAGGCGAAAGAGCUUAGCAGCGAUCAUUACAAGAAGUACAUCGAAAAAUUACGUUCCAUCAACCCCCCCUGUGUGCCUUUCUUUGGUAUGUACUUAACAAAUAUUCUGAAGACUGAAGAAGGAAAUCCAGAUUUUCUACCCAAUUAUCCAAAAGGGAUCAUAAACUUUAGUAAGAGGAGAAAAGUCGCUGAAAUCACCGGUGAAAUCCAACAGUAUCAGAACCAGCCCUACUGUCUUCAGAAAGAGUCCUUCAUUACGGAAUAUCUAGAGACGUUAGAUCCGUUUGAGGGACGAAGUGACAAAGAAAUGGAAGACUACCUGUACGACUUGUCUCUGGAAAUCGAGCCACGAAACUGUAGACAGCUUGUCAAGCAUCCUCGCAAGACGGACAUUUCCCUCAGAUCGCCAGGCACAAGGCCGAGUUAUCUACAGUCUCGUCUGUCAAUCACAUCUCAGACAUCUUUGAGAAGAAGCGCCUCUCAAGCUUCGUACAUUUUCUUACCAGACAGCGACAUGUUUCCUUCAACGACGUCGCUAUCUCCGAGCACCCCAAGGACGCCUUUGUCAACGAUUUCCUUCCUGCCCCCUGACAGCGUCUCGGAAACGAUUUCCGAAUCUCCGUUGCUUGAAGACACAGAACCCGACUAUGUUAACAUCGAGAACUUUCCGGAGCAAGAGCCUCCGCCUGAUAUACCUCCGAGAAAACCUUCGAAUCAGACAAAACAUCGUGCGGCGUCGGUGAAUGGCGAUAGGCCUUCCGAACAUGUGACUUCGCCUGUACGUCGGCAAAUGUCGGAUAUUAUUCCAAGUAUCCCUCGAAAACCAACUAAGUCAGUGACAAUAGAUAGGUGUCAGAACAUUGCUCAAGAUGACGACGAUGCCCCUCCAAUACCCCCAAGGGAACCAAAUAGGGGGCCUCGUCGAAUUCCACCUCCGAUUCCCCCUAGGGUACCCGGAGGGCAUGAACCCAUGACCGGGAAUGUGGAAUUAACUAAUCACGAAGACGCUCCUCCCCCGGCUUUGCCGCCCAAAACAAAACGUUCAUGACAAUUGUCAUGUCGUGACCGGAUCAACGCGUGACAGGCCUGUCAUUGUGUGACAUGCCUUUACUAAAUGACUUCUAUGACACGGAGUAGCGCUUGGAAUUUAAUUUGUUUUUCAAAUUGAUCUUCAAACAUAGCUGCAAAUGGCUUCAAUUAUCUUAAAGAAUAGACCUGAUUUUGUUCAGGAAUAGAAUUAUAUAGAAGUAUAAAUCUGAGGAAAUGUUUUCCCUUUUCGAGUGCGAUAUGUAGAUACAUAUACCAAAAUUUGGAGCAAUUGGAAAAAAAUUUCAGAUUGAAUGGACAAUAAGCUUGAAGUGCAUUCGUUUUCAGUCUUUUCAUUAGGAAACGUGGCCGUAGAGGCGUGGAACGAGUGCGUUCACAAUGGUAGAUAAUGAUACGUUCCAGGUGAACGUUGGGCUUGCGGUGUUUCUGCAGCAUGGUAGGGGUGGGAGAGUUUGGUAAAGGUGCCACAGUACCUCCCUGGGCACUCUGCAGUUACAUUAAAGGCUUGACAAACUUUUGUUUGCGCGAAUUUUUUUUUAUAAAAUUUUGCUUUAUCGCUCAAUGCGAUCGGAAAUAAACUUUAAUUCAUAGAUAUGUCAAAUUGUUUCUUAAUGUCCCAGAAAAUAAAGGCUUAUGAAUUUUUAA
Molecule: messenger RNA, 4727 nt
Organism: Pocillopora verrucosa
Lineage: Eukaryota; Metazoa; Cnidaria; Anthozoa; Scleractinia; Pocilloporidae
Product: son of sevenless homolog 1
Biological process (GO): Ras protein signal transduction; positive regulation of GTPase activity
Cellular component (GO): plasma membrane
Molecular function (GO): protein heterodimerization activity; guanyl-nucleotide exchange factor activity
Source: RefSeq, a predicted model, not a curated record